This is a messenger RNA of Trachemys scripta elegans, 1442 nucleotides long. It is a transcript of the gene CCDC200, whose product is annotated as coiled-coil domain containing 200. NCBI's taxonomy places the organism in Eukaryota, Metazoa, Chordata, Testudines, Emydidae. Bases 76 to 351 code for a protein of 91 amino acids. The record is from RefSeq and is a predicted model, not a curated record. The transcript has 4 exons.
CCCAGCGGCGGCUCCCCUGGGCAGAGCCAUCCCCAGCCCCGGCCCCGCUCCCCCGCCGGCCCCGGCCCCGGCCCCAUGUCCGCCUACCACUGGGAGGCCCGGCGCAGGCAGCUGGUGCUGGAGCGCAGGCGGCGGACCCAGCUCCUCCAGCAGAAGGCGGAAGAAGCCGCCAAGAAGGCGCCGGAGCAGAGACCUGACAUCAACCCCCCCGCGCCGCAGCCCCAGAAGCCCCCCCCGCCAGAAGUCACCUGCUCCUGCCAGUGCUGCCCAUGCAAGUGUCAUUACGUGACGAUAAGCAGCGCAAAACUGCCACGUAGAUACUCAGCUGUGCAAUACAUACAACAAUGGUAAUGACCGAGUAACCAGCAACGCAGGAAUGACUCCCCGUCUAGUAACAUGCCUUUAAGCACCAAGGAGAUCGAGAUAAGUGCAGCUGAAUCCAACACCAUAACGAAGCCAUCAGCAUGAAGAACACAUAGGACCUGCCGGUCACUUCCCAUUAGGGGCUGUAACCCUUAAUGUGUAAUAAACUCUCCACACCCACAGAACAUUCUGAGGGAUGGUCUCUCUUAGGCAACUAAGAGGACCUUGCAUUUGCACAUAGUCCAUUCACUUUGCCACCUCCCUGCUAAGACAGUUGCAACCAACUAAGGCCAGGUACUUUAUACGAAAACUAUGCUAAGUUCAGACAAAGAAAGCAGCAUCCUUAAGAAUUGACGUAGAACUUUUAAACUAGUGUCACCUGUCCACACACUGAAAAUUGAUUUGAUAGACAAAAUUCUGAGGAAAGUGACAAUUUUAGCCAGUUACACUCCGCUGCUUACAGUCGGUCAGGAAUCAGAUUGUCCUUCCCAGUCCAAGUUAGUAUUGUUCAACUGCGCGCCCACCCCCCUUUUUCUUUGGGGGGGGGGAGACAAGGAAGCUCUGACAUGUCUUGUAAGUUGUUAUUAUUGGAAAAACAUUUUGCCAGUGCCAGCAUCGGCACAGCUCAGGAUUUUUUACACACUGCUUCUUUCCUACCCUGACACAUUCAUCCUUCCAACAGCUGCUAACAGAGUGACUGUGGGGGCUCCAUCCCUCCUCACCUAAUUGCACUAACUUUAAUAACCCACAGAGGGGAAGACAAACCCUUUCCCCACAGCAGUCCAUUGUAGAUACUGAAAAUGUUCUAGUUAAGAGGCCAAAUUCUAACCCACAGAAACAUCAGGCAGCAGAGGAUAGUUUUGUGCCUUAAGAACAGGACUGGGAGUUAGGAGAUCUAGGUUCUGGUCCCAGCCCUGCUGUUAACUCAUUGCAUGACUUCAGACAAGUCCCUUUCCUUUCAAUUCCUUAUCUGUAAAGCUGAAAUAGUCACACAUCCCUUCCUCAUGGGGUGGGUUGUGAUGAAAAUGCACUGAUGUACGGGAGGUGAUCAGACACUGAAGAAAGGCCUGUAAAUAGAA